UUAUACAUCAUAAAUUAAUAUAUAAUUGAAGUAUAACAUAUGUAUAUUAAUAGUCUCAUAGAGGAGAGAGAGAGAGAGAGAGAGAGAGCAAUCAAACACGCACAGUUAUUGCUGUAACUGAAACUCAAUCUCAAACUGAAGCAGAGGCAUCAACCAAAAAAAUCCCUUCUUUCUCAAUUCCAAACAAUGCCCAAGAAGGAGAACUUCUUUAAUGAUUUUGCAGACAAAAAUGGUGAAUCAGACAAACCCACCAAAGAUGUCUCUCGCACUGAUUUCCCUCCCAAUUUCGUCUUUGGAGUUGCAACUUCUGCAUAUCAGGUUGAAGGAGCUAGCAAGGAGGGUGGUAGGGGUCCUAGCAUUUGGGAUGCCUUUUCACACACCGAUGGAAAAAUUCGUGAUAAAAGCAAUGGUGACACUGCGGUGGAUCAAUAUCAUAGAUACAAGGAAGAUGUUGAACUUAUAGCCAAGUUGGGCUUUGAGGCUUAUCGCUUUUCCAUAUCAUGGUCUCGCAUAUUCCCUGAUGGUCUGGGAACGAAGAUCAAUGAAGAGGGUAUUGCUUACUAUAAUAACAUCAUUAAUGCUCUACUUGAAAAAGGUAUUCAGCCUUAUGUAACUUUGUACCAUUGGGACCUUCCUUUGCAUCUUCACGAAACCAUGGGAGGAUGGCUGAAUAAGGAAAUUGUAAAAUACUUCUCAAUCUACGCAGAAACUUGCUUCAGAAGUUUUGGUGAUAGAGUAAAGAACUGGAUGACAAAUAAUGAACCCCUUCAGACUGCUGUGAAUGGUUAUGGUCUUGGGAGAUUUGCUCCUGGAAGAAACGAAAAUUCAUCAACUGAGACUUAUAUAGCUGCACAUCACCAACUAUUGGCCCAUGCAGCUGCCUUCUCCAUUUACCAAAGCAAGUAUAAGGAAAAACAAGGGGGCCAGGUGGGUUUGGUGGUAGAUUGUGAAUGGGCAGAGGCUAAUUCAGAUAAAAUUGAAGAUAAAAUUGCUGCAGCAAGGCGCCUUGAGUUUCAGCUUGGAUGGUACCUAAAUCCAAUAUAUUUUGGUGAAUAUCCAGAAGUUAUGCGUGAAAUUCUUGGAGAUCGACUUCCCAAAUUCACAGAAGAAGAAAAGAAGUUGCUUAAAAACUCACUUGACUUUAUUGGUCUGAAUCAUUAUACAUCAAGGUUUAUUGCUUAUGUUAAAGAGAGUCCUGAGGAAAGCGAUUUCUAUAAAGCGCAACAGAUGGAGAGAAUUGCUGAAUGGGAAGGAGGUGAGCUGAUCGGUGAGAAGGCAGCAUCGGAAUGGCUUUAUGUAGUUCCUUGGGGCAUCAGGAAGGUUCUUAAAUACAUAGCACAAAAAUACAAUAAUCCCCCAGUUUAUGUUACUGAGAAUGGAAUGGAUGAUGAAGAUAAUGACACUCUUCCACUUGAUGAAAUGCUAGAUGACAAACUGAGAGUCAUCUACUAUAAGGGAUAUCUAGCAGCAGUUGCUCAGGCAAUAAAGGAUGGAGUAGAUUUGAGGGGAUACUUUGCGUGGUCGUUACUGGACAACUUCGAAUGGGCUGAAGGAUACACUAAACGAUUUGGUUUGGUGUACGUCGACUACAAGAAUGGACUCACCCGCCACCCAAAGUCUUCUGCCUAUUGGUUCUUGAGGUUCUUCAAGGUUGAUGAAGGUAAAAAUGGCAAGAGCGAGUAAUUAACUUCUCCUUAAAAUGCCGUCUUUCCAAAGAACUUUCUUUCCACUGGUACUUUUAUUGCUAGUGAGUCUUGCGACUCUAAGAAACUCAUUCAGGGCAUCUGUACCUUAUCAUAAUAUAGUCUUGUAUUUUGUUACUUGAUAUGUAAAUUAAGAAAGGGAUGUGGUUCUUCAUUUAUAUGAUGCAAAUAAUAUUGUACUUGAAGGAAACAAUAGUCACCAUAUAUACAAAUAUGAUUUGCUUAUUUUGCCAACAA
Molecule: messenger RNA, 1940 nt
Organism: Ziziphus jujuba (common jujube)
Lineage: Eukaryota; Viridiplantae; Streptophyta; Magnoliopsida; Rosales; Rhamnaceae
Product: beta-glucosidase 42
Exons: 13
Coding region: 187-1683 (498 amino acids)
Biological process (GO): cellulose catabolic process
Molecular function (GO): beta-glucosidase activity
Source: RefSeq, a predicted model, not a curated record